UAGAUGUAAGACACAGUUUCUCCAUCGGUAUUCGUCAACUGAAGCGACUGUUAAGAAGAAUGAAUUUACGUCGUCGUGGUGCUUCAAAUAUCCAAGUGGUCCGGCGAGCAGUACAGGAAGAACUAAAUGGCAGUGGUGCCUAUCUCGGAUGUAGGUCAAUGCGGUCGCGGCUGCAGUCGUCGUAUGGCCUAUCAGUACCAAGAGAUACAGUCCUCCAGCUUCAGCGUGAGUUAGACCCAGAAGGUGUGGAGAUGAGAUCUCGCCAUCGACUAUCAAGGCGUGUCUACACUAACAAAGGACCCAAUUAUCUCGUCCAUAUCGACGGCUAUGAUAAAUUAAAACCAUUUGGUUUUGCAAUUCACGGAGCCAUAUGCGGAUUCUCCAGGAGAAUAUUGUGGCUGGAAGUGUCUAACACGAACAACAAUCCAUACGUUGUUGCCUCUUACUUCUGA
Molecule: messenger RNA, 452 nt
Organism: Haliotis rubra (blacklip abalone)
Lineage: Eukaryota; Metazoa; Mollusca; Gastropoda; Lepetellida; Haliotidae
Exons: 5
Coding region: 60-452 (130 amino acids)
Source: RefSeq, a predicted model, not a curated record